AUGCGGCAUCAAAAGUGGCUACUACCUCUACUGGCAGCAGGGAGUACAGCUGCCCCUGCAAACACGGCCAAAGACAGCGUCUCCUCUGUCGUGAAGAAUGGCGUCACAUAUACCGUCUUUGAGCAUGCCGCGACCGGUGCGAAGAUGGAGUUUGUCAAGAACUCCGGCAUCUGCGAAACAACCCCCGGGGUUAAUCAGUACUCGGGCUAUCUCUCAGUCGGGAACAACAUGAACAUGUGGUUCUGGUUUUUUGAGGCGCGGAACAAUCCCUCACAAGCUCCUCUGGCUGCCUGGUUCAACGGCGGUCCUGGAUGCUCGUCCAUGAUCGGUCUAUUCCAAGAAAACGGCCCUUGUCACUUCGUUAACGGGGACAGCACCCCCUCGCUGAAUGAAUACAGCUGGAAUAACUACGCCAACAUGCUAUAUGUUGACCAGCCCAUCGGUGUUGGUUUCUCUUACGGUACGGACGAUGUGACCAGCACGGUCACUGCUGCGCCGUACGUCUGGAAGCUGCUGCAGGCGUUCUAUGCACAGUUUCCAGAGUACGAAAGCCGUGAUUUCGCCAUCUUCACCGAGUCAUAUGGUGGACACUAUGGCCCUGAAUUCGCCGCGUACAUCCAGGAGCAAAAUGCUGCUAUCAAGGCUGGAUCCGUCUCAGGCCAAAACGUCAACCUGAUCGCCCUUGGUGUUAACAACGGUUGGAUCGACUCUGCAAUUCAAGAAAAGGCUUAUAUCGAUUUUAGUUACAACAACACGUAUAAGCAGCUCAUCGACGACUCCCAACGCACGAGCUUCCUGAGCGCCUACAAUGACCAAUGUCUUCCUGCUAUCCAACAGUGCGCGCAAUCAGGAAGCAACUCCGACUGCCAGAAUGCCGAUAGUGUCUGCUCUAAUAACAUCGAGGGACCGAUUAGUAGCUCGGGCGACUUCGACGUCUAUGAUAUCCGGGAGCCAUCGAAUGAUCCAUAUCCACCUUCGACAUACUCGACUUAUCUCUCCGAUCCCAACGUUGUAAAGGCCAUUGGGGCGCAGUCCAGCUACCAGGAAUGUCCGAACGGGCCGUACAAUAAGUUUGCGUCUACUGGUGAUAACCCUCGAUCUUUCCUCUCUACACUCUCCAGCGUGGUCCAGUCCGGCAUCAACGUGCUAGUCUGGGCAGGUGACGCCGACUGGAUCUGCAACUGGCUCGGCAACUACGGAGUAGCCAAUGCAGUGGACUUUUCAGGACAUGCAGACUUUAGCGCAAAGGACCUGGCACCAUACACCGUCAAUGGCACCGAAAAGGGCAUGUUCAAGAAUGUGGACAAUUUUUCAUUUUUGAGGGUGUACGGGGCUGGACAUGAGGUUCCUUACUACCAACCCGAGACAGCGCUGCAGGUGUUCGAGCAGAUUCUUCAGAAGAAGCCAAUUGCCUCAACUUGA
This is a messenger RNA of Penicillium daleae, 1422 nucleotides long. RefSeq lists its product as uncharacterized. The record is from RefSeq and is a predicted model, not a curated record. Bases 1 to 1422 code for a protein of 473 amino acids. Gene Ontology annotation, cellular component: fungal-type vacuole. Gene Ontology annotation, molecular function: serine-type carboxypeptidase activity. Gene Ontology annotation, biological process: proteolysis. The transcript has 5 exons. Lineage: Eukaryota; Fungi; Ascomycota; Eurotiomycetes; Eurotiales; Aspergillaceae.